Molecule: messenger RNA, 2322 nt
Organism: Pipistrellus nathusii (Nathusius's pipistrelle)
Lineage: Eukaryota; Metazoa; Chordata; Mammalia; Chiroptera; Vespertilionidae
Source: the annotation of a GenBank genome assembly
AUGGCGAGGCCCGGAGGCCCCUGCCUCUGCAGCUGCCUGGCUGUGCUGUCCCUCCUCCCCGUGCUGAGCCUGGCACAGUACGAGAGCUGGCCCCACUACCCGGAGUACUUCCAGCAGCCCGCCCCCGAGUACCACCGGCCUCAGGUGCCCUCCGACGUGCCCAAGAUCCAGCUGCGCCUGGCGGGGCAGAAGAGGAAGCACAGCGAGGGACGGGUGGAGGUGUACUAUCAGGGCCAGUGGGGCACCGUGUGCGAUGAUGACUUCUCCAUCCACGCUGCCCACGUCGUCUGCCGAGAGCUGGGAUACGUGGAGGCCAAGUCCUGGACGGCCAGCUCCUCUUACGGCAAAGGGGAAGGGCCUAUCUGGCUGGACAAUGUCUACUGCACGGGCAAAGAGGCAACCCUCGCAGCCUGCACCUCCAAUGGCUGGGGCGUCACCGACUGCAAGCACACCGAAGACGUGGGUGUGGUGUGCAGUGAGAAGAGGAUUCCUGGCUUCAAAUUCGACAAUUCGUUGAUCAACCACAUAGAGAACCUGAACAUCCAGGUGGAGGACAUUCGCAUCCGGGCCAUCCUCUCCGCCUACCGCAAGCGCACCCCCGUGACGGAGGGCUACGUGGAGGUGAAGGAGGGCAAGGCCUGGAAGCAGAUCUGCGACAAGCACUGGACGGCCGCGAACUCCCGCGUGGUCUGCGGCAUGUUCGGCUUCCCGGGGGAGAAGAUGUACAACGCCAAAGUGUACAAAAUGUUCGCCGCCCGGAAGAAGCCGCGCUACUGGCGGUUCUCCAUGGACUGCGCGGGCACCGAGGCCCACGUCUCCAGCUGCAGGCUGGGCACGCAGGUGACGCGGGACCCCGUGAAGAACGUCACCUGUGAGAACGGGCUGCCGGCCGUGGUGAGCUGCGUGCCCGGCCAGGUCUUCAGCCCCGAUGGACCUUCAAGAUUCCGGAAGGCCUACAAGCCAGAGCAGCCCCUGGUGCGGCUGAGAGGUGGUGCCAACAUCGGGGAGGGCCGCGUGGAGGUGCUCAAGAACGGCGAGUGGGGUACCAUCUGUGAUGACAAGUGGGACCUGGUGUCUGCCAGCGUGGUCUGCCGAGAGCUGGGCUUUGGGAGCGCCAAAGAGGCCAUCACGGGCUCCCGGCUGGGGCAAGGGAUAGGACCCAUCCAUCUCAACGAGAUCGAGUGCACUGGGAAUGAGAAGUCCAUCAUUGACUGCAAGUUCAAUGCCGAGUCCCAGGGCUGCAACCACGAGGAGGAUGCUGGUGUGAGAUGUAAUACUCCUGCCAUGGGCUUCCAGAAGAAGCUGCGCCUGAAUGGGGGCCGGAACCCCUUCGAGGGCCGGGUGGAGGUGCUGGUGGAGAGGAAUGGGUCCCUUGUCUGGGGGAUCGUGUGCGGCGAGAACUGGGGCAUUGUGGAGGCCAUGGUGGUCUGCCGGCAGCUGGGCCUGGGGUUCGCCAGCAACGCCUUCCAGGAGACCUGGUAUUGGCAGGAAAACAUCAAUGCCAACAAGGUGGUCAUGAGCGGCGUGAAGUGCUCGGGAACGGAGCUGUCCCUGGCGCACUGCCGCCAGGACGAGAACGUGGCCUGCCCCCAGGGCGGGGUGCAAUAUGGGGCCGGAGUCGCCUGCUCAGAAACCGCCCCUGACCUGGUCCUCAAUGCGGAGAUUGUCCAGCAGACCACCUACCUGGAGGACCGGCCCAUGUUCAUACUCCAGUGCGCCAUGGAGGAGAACUGCCUCGCGGCCUCGGCUGCCCAGACCAACCCCACCACGGGCCACCGGCGGCUGCUGCGCUUUUCCUCCCAGAUCCACAACAACGGCCAGUCCGACUUCCGGCCCAAGAACGGCCGCCAUGCGUGGAUCUGGCAUGACUGCCACAGGCACUACCACAGCAUGGAAGUGUUCACCCACUACGACCUCUUGAACCUCAAUGGCACCAAGGUGGCAGAGGGCCACAAGGCCAGCUUUUGCUUGGAGGACACGGAAUGUGAAGGAGACAUCCAGAAGAAUUACGAGUGUGCCAACUUUGGCGAGCAGGGCAUCACCAUGGGCUGCUGGGAUGUGUACCGCCAUGACAUCGACUGCCAGUGGGUGGACAUCACCGACGUGCCGCCUGGAGAGUACCUGUUUCAGGUUGUCAUUAACCCCAACUACGAGGUGGCCGAGUCUGACUACACCAACAACAUCAUGAAGUGCAGGACCCGCUACGACGGCCAUCGCAUCUGGAUGUACAACUGCCACAUAGGUGGUUCCUUCAGUGAAGAGACGGAAAAAAAGUUUGAACACUUCAGCGGACUCAUAAAUAACCAGCUCUCCACGCGGUAA